UCCCUCUUUUUAACGUAACGAGGUAACGGAGGCAGCCAGAUUUCCACAUUGACCGUCGGCACCGAGACACCGUACGACGAAAAAACACACGUCGUACACAGUCGAGUCUCGGAGCGGAUUGAUAACGCCGGGAGGGUGAUGCGAAGUGGCUCGGACACGCGGCUCACGAAAAGAGAGAGACCACGUGGAUACACGGCGACGAUCUGAACGACGGCUGCGUGGGAAACUAAUUCCGCGAUGGACCGAUAGACGACGGGAUGGACGACGCGUGACAUGAGAGAACGAUUGCGAAAAUGAUGAGGAGGAGCGGCAUGAACGGACGAGGAGUCGGCGACAACGGCGAAGGAGCGCUGAUCCUGCUCCUCGUCGCAUUGACUCCUGUUAUCUGCUCCGCCGGAAUCCUGGACCCUUGGCAGUGGGCGCGCAGCGAUCGGAUCGAAGUCAACAUACCUUGGCUGCCUUUCGAGAACGAGACGCGCUGCUACGACGAGCUGGGCUGCCUGAACAUCACCAGGAGCUGGUACCACCUCAUUCAUCGGCCCCUCAACGUUUUCCCGCUACCGCGAGAAGUCAUCAACACCAGAUUCAUCCUCUACACGAAUCAGAAUCCCCUGGACGGUCAAAUAUUAAAAGUGGCCAAGGAUAAAUCCAUCGAAAACUCAAACUUCAAUCCUAAGCGAAAAACCAAAUUCAUUAUACAUGGCUUUAUAGACACUCCGCUCAGCAAUUGGGUCAAGGAGAUGAGGAGCGAGUUGUUGGAGCACGGCGAUUACAACGUUUUUGUGGUCGACUGGGCUGGCGGAAGUCUACCUUUGUACACCCAGGCGACGGCGAACACGAGACUGGUCGGACUCGAACUGGCUCAUCUCAUCAAGCACUUGCAAACAAACUACGGUCUGGAUCCGAACGACGUGCAUUUGAUCGGGCACAGCCUCGGCGCCCACACGGCCGGUUAUGCGGGCGAGAAAUUGGGUGGCAAUAUCGGCCGUAUCACCGGGUUGGAUCCCGCAGAGCCGUAUUUCCAAGGAAUGCCGAGCCACCUUCGCCUGGAUUACACGGACGCCCGGCUGGUAGACGUAAUUCACACCGACGGAAAGAGCAUAUUUUUCUUAGGCCUUCCAGGGUACGGGAUGAGCCAGCCGUGCGGGCAUCUGGACUUCUACCCGAACAACGGCAAGGAGCAGCCCGGCUGCACGGAUCUGAGCGAGACCACGCCGUCGUUGCCGCUCACCCUGAUACGGGAGGGCCUCGAGGAGGCGUCGCGCGUCCUGGUCGCCUGCAACCACGUGCGCGCCCUCAAGCUCUUCAUCGAGAGCAUCAACUCCAAGUGCCAGUACGUGGCGCACGAGUGCUCGAGCUACGCGAGCUUCCUGCGGGGCGAGUGCUUCUCCUGCAGGAGCAACAACAGCCUGAGCUGCGGCGUGAUGGGCUACCACGCGGACACCAGUCCGGCGCUGGUGAAACGCCAGGCGAUGGGGCAGGACGUCUCGUCCUUGCUGGGCUCCAAGUUCUUCUUCAUGACCGGCAAGGAGGAUCCGUAUUGCAGAAGACAUUACAGAAUCACCAUCAACCUCGCCCGACCGCCGACCGCGGAGAGCUGGGUGCAGGGCUUCAUGAAAGUCACUCUCCACGCCGACAAAGGCGUGAUACGCAACAUGGAUCUCACGCCCAGCGGCUACAUGAAACUGGAGCACGGUUCGACCGCGCGGAUGGUCGUGGCCCAUCCGACCGGUUCCGUCGGCAACAUCGGCAAGAUCCGGCGGAUCGAGCUCUCCUGGGUCUACGACAUGGACGUGCUGCAGCCUAGGUCCCUGUGCUUCUUCUGGUGCAACGACCGGCUGUACGUCAAUAGCGUCAAGGUGGACGCCAUGGACCUACCGGGCAGAGGAAAACGGGAGGUGGAUUUCUCCAGCAAGCUCUGCUCGGCCGGCAGGCGGGAGUACACGGAGAUCGCGAGCGGCUCCACCGCCACGUUCCUCGACAACUGCUGAUCCGAUCCCGAUUUCCCGCGCUGGGAAACAUCGCAUCUCGGGCGGCGCGCGUCGUAUAAUUACAAAACAGCCGGGCGGCUUGCCUAUAUCAUUCGCGGGAGGCGAUUCUCGAAAGUCGGACAACGAUGAUGAUGAUGAUGAUGAUGAUGACGACGGCGACGAUAAUGAUGAUGAAACGAAAUGGAGAGAAUCGCGAUCCCGCGCGUAAUCCCUCGGUAAUUUCUUUCGCCGGCGAUAUAAGUACGCGACGGAAGAGGCCCGUUUUAUGUGCUCCCCGCGGGCUCUCCUCUAUUUAUCGCAACCGAUCUGCCGCUUUCUUCAAACCCGCGAUCCCCGGACGGCACCGCGGCUAUCCAAUUAACACUUCCACGUACGGAGACGGUCUGACGCAACUCGCCGCUACUAACACGACACGCCUGUAAUCCGAGUUCCUAGAGAUCCGUCCGGGCGCGAAGAUCUGAUCCUAAUAAUCGCGCCUAAUAAACGCCGAUUGAGACGCGACGAUUGCGAAAGCGCGUUCGUAGGAAGUGAAAUUCUUAGCGGACAGAGAUGCCCGCCUGCGGAUGCGAAAUCGGACAGAGCCGCCGCGAAGCCUUGUGUGCCUCCGUGAUCAGAAAAGUCGCAACUCUUCGCAAUUGCUUUUCUCCUUUUUGGUAAAACGAUUUCUUCAGUAUUAGUAUUGAUCGAUUUACUAUGUACAUGUUGUAUAUAUAACAGUAGGCGUUGACGCAUUAAAAUUAAUUUCUUGCGGAUGUGAUUAUCGCUUAGAGUCUCGAGUGAUCGCUAAUGUAAGGCUUCUAUUAAACUCGGUCUAUGUAUUAUUAUACAUAUACUUGUUCUUUUUUUUUGUACGAUGACACGAUUAUCGUAUUGUCUCUCGCGAAUAUGACGAUGGGUUGUGAUAUUCUCUUAUAACUUAAGGAUCAUAUGUAUGGUA
This is a messenger RNA of Wasmannia auropunctata (little fire ant), 2928 nucleotides long. RefSeq names its product pancreatic triacylglycerol lipase-like. The record is from RefSeq and is a predicted model, not a curated record. The transcript is spliced from 10 exons. NCBI's taxonomy places the organism in Eukaryota, Metazoa, Arthropoda, Insecta, Hymenoptera, Formicidae. Gene Ontology annotation, biological process: lipid metabolic process. Gene Ontology annotation, molecular function: triacylglycerol lipase activity. Bases 294 to 1991 code for a protein of 565 amino acids.